AUGAUUACAAAAGUGUUUUAAGAUUUAAAGUAUUUUAUUUCCUUUUUCUUGAUUUUUAUCAUUCAAUUUGGAUUGAUAUUUACAGUCUUGUUCAGAGCAGCUCCAGUUGAAGAAUAUGAAGGAGUUGAUGCUUUUGGCUACUAUCUUAUGAUAUUUAGAAUAGCUGCAGGAGACUUUGCUACUGACAACUACAAAGAUUAAUCAUAGUUUUUAGUCAUUAUCACCUGGAUUGUAUGGAUAAUUGCAGUGAUUGCUCUAAAUAUUAUAUUCAUGAAUUUCAUUGUCGCAGUAAUAUCAGAAUCAUACGAGAAAGUCAUGUAGAAAAUAGUUGCUGAAACUUUCAAAGUGAAAUGUUAAGAAGGCAAGUUAGCUCAGAAAGCUAAGAAAACGGUAAGAUAAUGUGCUAUGAUUAAUAUAGGAGAAUGGCAGGGCUUCAUUAAGGAUAUCAAAAACACUAUUAAGACUACAGCUACUCGAGCUAAGAAUGAAACUUUGUAGAAUCUAAGCCUAAUCUAGAGUACUAAUUAAAUAUUGAUGGAAUAAUUAAAACAUGACACUAAUAAACAAUUUUAUGAGAUGAGAGCAGAAUUCAAAAAGGAUGUAAAUGAAAUUUAAGACACAUUGAAGCAAAGAAUGGAUGGAUUAGAGCUGUUAGUUAAGGACAGUUUGAGCAAGUUACUUGAAAAUGCAAGCAAAUAAUAAUAGUGA
Messenger RNA from Stylonychia lemnae, 708 nucleotides. The record is from the annotation of a GenBank genome assembly. NCBI's taxonomy places the organism in Eukaryota, Ciliophora, Spirotrichea, Sporadotrichida, Oxytrichidae.